Messenger RNA from Musa acuminata AAA Group (dessert banana), 2121 nucleotides. RefSeq lists its product as uncharacterized. The coding region runs from base 1 to 2121 and encodes 706 amino acids. Lineage: Eukaryota; Viridiplantae; Streptophyta; Magnoliopsida; Zingiberales; Musaceae. The record is from RefSeq and is a predicted model, not a curated record. The transcript is spliced from 2 exons.
AUGUCAAGCGAUCAGCGAAUCCACUUCGGCGGACCCUCGACUACUGGGCUCCCCGCCUCGGGGGAACACCCCCUACGUGAUGAAACCCACGACGAACGCCCCGCGGCGGUGUCAGAACGCUACUGGCAACUGUUUAAUGACCCAGGCUUGUCGCCUCCCGGCGAUACACCCGCCGGCCCGUCGCAAGUGCCACCCGAGGCCUUUCAUGACCUCACCCACCAGGUCCGAACCCUGACAAGCAUGGUGCAGACUAUCGUCCCAAUCGUCUCCCAGCGAGCCCCUCCGCAUGCGACCCGACCUUCGCAGCAACGGGAGCCCCCUGUCCGGACUCACGCAUCGCUUCCAGAGCUUCCUGUCUCGCCUCGAAACCCCACAACUCGGCCUGGGAGCCGGGAAGCGGAGGACACGGCGAGCUGCCCCAAGCCCGAGGCUCCGACCGCCGACUCGACGAAUGCCUUGCGAGCUCAGCUGCGCCUCGUCAGUCAAAAACUGGACGAGGUACAACAGGAAGUUCGCAAGUCAAAAGGAGAGCUCGGGGCGGACGGACACCAAGGAUCCCCGUUCACCCCCGAGAUACAAGAGCAGGCGAUCUCGCCACACUUCCGCCUCCCCUCGCUGGACGCGUAUGAUGGCGCCGCUGACCCAGCGGACCACGUGGCCGCUUUCCGCACCCAGAUGGCGCUGUACGAGACUUCUGACGCUUUAAUGUGCAGGGCAUUCCCGACGACUCUGCGGGGGCCAGCCCGCGCAUGGUACAGCGGCCUGAAGCCCGGGACCAUCGCCUCCUUCGAUCAGCUCGCCAAGGAUUUCGAGCUUAACUUCUUGGCCUACGCCCGACCGAAGCCGUCCAUGGCGCUGCUCCUCGGGCUCAACCAGAAGGAGGACGAGCCCCUCUCCCAUUUUGUGAACCGCUUUAUGACGCAGAUCCGCGGAUUAUCGGAUGCUCACCCCUCUCUCUUAAUGCAGGCAUUCAUGACAGGCCUACGGCCCUCCAGGUUCUUCUGGUCGCUCGUAGAGCGGCCCCCCGCCGCGGUCCCCGAAAUGCUCCAGCGUGCCAGUCAAUUCGUCGCCGCGGAGACUUGGAUGGCUGGGAAGCGGGAGGAUCACAAAAAGGUCAAGUCAGAGCCGUCCCGACAGCUACAACCCGUCGCCUCCCGGCGGAGGACAGACAGACCCGAAUCAAGGUCUCCUCUUCCCGCCUUGAAUUCGUCCCGAACCGAAAUAUUCCUGCAUGAGAAGGGGAAGGGGCUGCUCAAGGACCCUCACCCGAUGAGGAACCCGCGGGAGCUCGCAGACCGUUCAAGAGGACACCUCGGCCAGUAUCUCCGGCCGAACAAGGAGCAGUCGCCUCGACCGGAGGGCCCCGUCGAGCGGCACGUCAAUGUGAUAGCCGGGGGCCCUGCAUCAGGGGGAGGCUCCAUGUCGGGCAGAAAGGCGUAUGCCCGAGCCGCUCCUGACGAAGCCUCGGGACACGAGCCUGAGCUCGAGAUUACCUUCCCAACCGGAGCUUCCGAGCGCCCCGACCACGACGACGCCUUAGUGAUAUCGGCCAGGGUAGCCAACGCGCAAGUGAGGAGAAUCAUGGUCGACACAGGGAGCUCGACCGAUAUACUUUACUUCGACGCCUUCCAGAAGCUGGGCUUGGCCAGGGAAAAUCUGAGCCCGAUGUGCUCGACACUCACCGGUUUCACGGGAGAUUCAAUAUCACCCCUGGGAGCUGUUACUUUGCCCUUGACUCUGGGGACCCCGUCGAGGUCGAAAAUGGUGAUGACCACAUUCUUGGUGGUCGACCUUCCCACUGCCUACAAUGCCAUACUCGGCCGGCCGACCCUCAACAAGGUCAGAGUCAUCGUCUCAACCUACUACCAGACCAUCAAGUUCCCAACUCGUGCUGGAGUCGGGGAAGUCACGGGAAGCCCCCGAGAGUCCAGGCGGUGCUACCUUACCGUCGUCUCGUUGGGAAAGAGAGCUAGGACCGAGGCGCCCUUGGAAGACCCACGGGAAACAAAAAAACUGGCUCCUCAUCUCGAGCCGAGGGGAUCCACUGUUGACGUACCCUUGCGAGAAGCUCGGCCAGACCAGGCGAUCAAGAUCGGAUCGGAGCUGCCCGAGCGGGAGUAG